Molecule: messenger RNA, 1827 nt
Organism: Priapulus caudatus
Lineage: Eukaryota; Metazoa; Priapulida; Priapulimorpha; Priapulimorphida; Priapulidae
Exons: 2
Coding region: 22-414 (130 amino acids)
Source: RefSeq, a predicted model, not a curated record
AGCACGUACGAUCAUCGGGACAUGUACGCGACGUAUUCGACGCCGACGUCGUGGGGCCAGGCGCCCGUGCCGCCGCACCACUACGGAGCCGCCGUCAAGCAGCAACCGUUGAGUCCGGCGGGAAGCACGGGGUCGCUGCAGAGUCUGUCGCCGCCGCACGUCGUCGGCGAGCAGACGCCGUACACACAGCUCGGUCACCACGUACAGAACGGCGACAUGUCGAUGCCGCCCGCAAUGUCAGGAAUACGAGUACAGCCGCAAAACUUCCAACAUCCGGGAAUGUACGACAGGAAGCCACAAUACUUCUCCGGCGGAAGUACCAUGAAUCUUCAGCCAGGCGGCACCAACAACCCUGGAUCCUGGCCUGUCAACCACUAUACUGCGCCCUACGAAACAAAAUGCGGUGCCAUCUAGUCUAGAUGGCAAUAAGGAAACUCGCCUAAACAAAUUUCAUCUCAUUUUAGAUGAGCUAGACAGAGAUGAAAUUCGUUUUGCGAAUUGCCUUAUGAGGUUAUGCAUCGCUGGUGUUAGUGGCAUUGUUGUUUGCACACGGUAUACAGGAGUUAAACGUUUUUGUUAUAACAAAGUUGCCAAAAAAAUUUGCCAAAGUUUUGUAUAUGGCAGGAUGUAUAUUACGUAUGUAUAUAGCAGUAAAAUACUUAAGUUUUAUAGAGGCAUGUAAUACUGAUCGUCCUAUACAUAACUAACACAUCAGUGAGUUAGCACCCAAAUAUUGGCCAGCAUCAACAUUUGUUUGUUUAUUAUUAGUACGUAUUAGGUGUGAGAAUUUCAGAUGUGGAAUGUGAUGCAUUUCUAGAUUUUCAUAUAUAUAUAUUCAUGAUCGGCCUCCUAGAGAAUGGAAUAAGGAGUUGCUACCCGAGUAAGUAGAGGAGAUCCGGUGAAUUCAAUAGCAGACGAGAACGUAUAGCUUAAACAUGGCCGUAUUGUGCGUAUGGGCAAAUUUGAAACAGCUCUCUUUAUGAUUGUUUGUUGUUUUAUAGCUGUAUGUUAAAUAAUGCGUAUUACUCCGUCAAUGGAUACAUGACAUGGGAAACAUAUAACAACGAAGCAUUAUGCAUUGUGUGUAUAAAGACACAAAAUAGGUAACGCGUAUUCACUAAUUCUCCCAGUAAUUUAAGCGUCGAUUAUUCCGAUUCGCUUUAUAGUGUAUUCUAGUAGUAAUUAUGCGUGUACAUGCACAGUCCUACACACAAACCCGUGAAACUAUUAGACGCAAGUUAACGUACGUAGAAAAAUGCUGCUUUUUUCACAGAGACACGGCGCGACAAUCACCGACUCGGGGCGAAAAAUUACCGAAUGUUGUCUUUAGCGUUACACGGACUCGCGUCGACCUCGCGCUUGCUGUGCCCGUCCCUCGCCCGACCCUGUCUCGCUAUCAAUGCUCCCAUUCACCAUCGAAUGGCAUCGGCUGGCUUUUACAUUACCUCCAUAUGUUGGAGUUAGGGCUGGCGUGGGCCGACCGACACGGCCGUGGCGGGAGCACGCACCAGCAGGCGAGCGCUGCCGCGUAGUCGCCUUGUAUAUUUGCAGACGAAACUAGCUUCUGUUUGCAUUCCAAACAGACAAUAUUAUAUUUAAAUUAUAUAAAUCACAACAUCUGUAUUGUCGUAAGGAGUAGCUUGAGAGGAGCGACGCCGUGCUGAUCGGGUUAAUUUCGUAAUAACCAACUUUACCGCGCGCGCGUGUAGGAUAUGUACAGCGUUCGUUCGCGCCUCGCACGGGGAGAUCGUAGCUCUAGAACUCUAGCCAUUCGCUCUGCCACAGUUCUAUAGGGCUAUAGUUCUAGAGCUAUGUAUACUAGGGAGA